AUGCCCCGCGAAGCAUCUCGUGGGACCGCGCGGCGGCAGCCCCGCCGGCUGCCGCUCCCGCUGCUGCUCGCCGCGGCGCACAUCCGCCCGGGCGGUGCCGCUCGGGCCCGGCGCGGCGUGCCUCGGCAGGCCGCGAUCCGGGCUGGGCUCGAGCAGGCGGCCUUGCCGGUCGAACCUUGCGACGAGCCGAAGAACUCGUCGGAGAUGGCCCGGGGGCUGCUGCAGGAAGCCCUCGGGCGCCGUACAUCGCCAGACCGACGUCCCGUCCACGGCCCCGCGGCGCAGCCCGCGCGCCUCUCCAUGGACGUCCCCGAGGAGCACCCCGCCCGGCGGCGCGGGGCCCCGGGCGCGGGCGCCGCCGGGGCGACCAGGCUGCACCUCGCGGGCGCCGCCUCCAGCGGCCAGCAGGGCCGGGACAAGGUUACGACGUGGAUCCUCAGUGGAGGUGGUGAGAGUUGCGACGAAGCCUGCAGUGCGUCGGGCAGCUCAUGCGACGCUUCAGCUGACUGGCCUACGACCGAAGCGGCCGUUUCAAUUGUUAGUUCUCUCUUGGGACAUUCGUGCGAUCAGUAUACGAACUAUGGUGGCGAUUGGGAGUUCGCACCUUACACCUACACGCCCGAUGGGCGCUGCAAUUAUCCAACAAGUGCGACAUAUCCGACAUGCAGUGCAGCGGGCGCAGACGCAAACUUCCGCCGCUUCUGCCCAUGUACACCAACCGUGCAGGUUACGACGUGGAUCCUCAGUGGAGGUGGUGAGAGUUGCGACGAAGCCUGCAGUGCGUCGGGCAGCUCAUGCGACGCUUCAGCUGACUGGCCUACGACCGAAGCGGCCGUUUCAAUUGUUGGUUCUCUCUUGGGACAUUCGUGCGAUCAGUAUACGAACUAUGGUGGCGAUUGGGAGUUCGCACCUUACACCUACACGCCCGAUGGGCGCUGCAAUUAUCCAACAAGUGCGACAUAUCCGACAUGCAGUGCAGCGGGCGCAGACGCAAACUUCCGCCGCUUCUGCCCAUGUACACCAACCGUGCAGGUCAACGACACGGAGACGUCAUCGUUGCACGUGGCGCUACAUCAUGGCAGCGUGAUGAGCCUCAAGAGCACAGGGUACGGUGCAUAUUUGGACGUGCGCGGCAGCGGUUGCGAGGAGAACGAGGCAUGCGUAUCCGGGUCCGCGUCCCUGGAGCGAAGCAAUCCUGCAGAAUACACUGGUGAGUGGAAAAUGCUGCGAACAGGUGGACCAGGAAUCAUAGUGGACGGGGAUCCUGUGUACCUGCAGAGCAUGUACGGAUCGCAGCCGCUAUAUUUGGACACGCGCGGGGAGGGUUGCGAGGAUAAUGAGCUCUGCGUGUCCGCCAGCUCGUCGAAGGAGGGCUCCGUCCCGGGUAAUCAUUCGACCGAAUGGAUCGUCAGGCGGGUCGAAGGGGCUGGAGAUUUGAUGACAGGAGACAGUAUUCAUCUGCAGAGCAUGAUGGGCGAUGUGACAGCGUACCUCGACGUUCGUGGCACAGGAUGCGAGGAUAAUGAGUAUUGUGUGUCGGCCGCGUCUUCAUCCACGCGUGACGGCCAUUCCGGCACAUGGCAGGUACUGUUGAAGCAGGCUGUGGUCCAAAGCGAAUUGUCCGAGACGACGGACGACGCGAAAGCGACCGCCACCUGCCCCGAGAACACUUGGGUGAUGAGCUGUGAGCCCAUCGGAGCGACAGCCGGAGACCAGGGAGACGGGCUCCAGUUGUCCGAGGACGGGGCAUCGUGCACCGCAGUCAACAGCGGCACUGGACAGGGCAUCCGGGCCAGGGCCACCUGCACCGGCGCCCCCACCGUGAGCAGCGUCAGCGGCGAGCUGUUCCUCGACCACCAGGAGGUCACCGCGGCCUGCGACCACGGGGCUGCGCUGUGGUGCACCUGCCACAGCCCGUGGGCGGUCCCGGGCGCGUGCGGCGGGGAGAGCAGCUUCGCCCCCGCGGGCGGCGUGUGCUCCAAGGAGGUCGGCUCCUCCGGCGGCAGGCGCCGCGGCACGGGCUUCGGCGCGGGCGCCAAGCUCUACGCGCUGUGCCUGCCACCGCCCGCGCCCGCCCCGGCGGCCGGGGUCCUGCCCCGCAUGCGGCGAGUCGUACACACUCAAUCCGCCGGAGGCGGACCGGCUGUAUAG
Messenger RNA from Prorocentrum cordatum, 2151 nucleotides. Lineage: Eukaryota; Dinophyceae; Prorocentrales; Prorocentraceae. The record is from the annotation of a GenBank genome assembly.